UAGUUUGGAUCACAAAUUAAAAACAUCACAACCAAAGACAGUUUCAAUUUUAAAUAAAAUGAUAACGUUGGUAAUUAUACUUUUGACUUUUGUCGUAUUAUAUUUCUACAAUACAAGGUCUUUUAAGUACUGGGAAAAGAAAGGCGUUAAACAUGACAAGCCGGUGGUUUUUUUCGGAAACAACAUGGAUGGAUUAUUGCUGCGUAAAAGUAAAGUGCAAAUUACUAGAGAGCUAUACAAUAAGUACCCUAAUGAGAGGUUAAUUGGGUUCUACAGAGGAACGCGACCGGAGUUGAUAGUCAGAGAUCCGGAGCUGGUGAAACGUAUACUUGUUACAGACUUUGGCUCAUUCUUUUAUCGUGGAUUUAUACCGUAUACGAAAGUGAUGGAGCCGCUUCUGCGAAACGUAUUUGCAGCAGAGGGUGACUUAUGGAAGAUGUUAAGAAUGCGUAUGACACCAGCUUUUACGAGUACUAAAUUAAAAGCCAUGUUUCCAUUGAUUGUGGAGCGUGCAGAAAAACUACAAUCACGGACUUUUGAAGUUGCUGCCAGUGGAAAAACUUAUGAUGCAAAGGAAUUGAUGGCAAGAUAUACUACUGACUUCAUCGGUGCUUGCGGUUUCGGUUUAGAAUCAGAUUCUCUAAAUGACGACAAUUCAGACUUUCGGAAAUUAGGUAGGAAAUUUGUUGAACUCAGAAUAGGCGACGCCUUAGUUGCUGUGCUCAAGGAUAUGUUUCCAGAGCUUUGUAAAAAUCUUAAGUACUUCUUCAGGGUUGAAAAAGAUGUAAAAAUACUUUCAGAAAACAUUCAAAAAGCUAGAAAUUAUCAGCCGAUAGGAAGAAACGAUUUCGUCGAUUUGAUGCUUGCAAUAAAAAAUUUGGAAUCUGUGGAAAUGGAAUCGAUUGAAAGGAAAAAAGACGACGGUACACCUGAACUAGUCACUAUUAAUUUUGAUGAUGAUGUUUUCAUGGCUCAGCUUGCAAUGUUUUUCGGAGCUGGAUUUGAGACUUCAGCCACUACAUCGAGUAUGACAUUAAAUUUAUUGGCCUUCCAUCCAGAGGAGCAAGCAAAUGUCCAAGAUGACAUCGAUAGAGUUCUAGCUAAAUAUGAUAAUAAGCUCUCUUUUGAAGCAGUUAAUGAGAUGAAUUAUUUAAAAAUGGCAAUAAAGGAAGCAAUGAGGAUAUUUCCGUCACUUGGUUUUGUUUCCAGGCAGUGCGCUAAAAGUUAUACUAUUGAAGAUCUAGGCUUAACGAUCGAUAAAGGAAUUAAUGUUAUGAUUCCAAUUCAAGCAUUACACAUGGAUUCUAAAUAUUGGGACAAACCUGAAGAUUAUCGCCCUGAAAGAUUCCGCAAUGAAGAGGAAAACAAAGAUGUAUUUUUACCAUUUGGUAAUGGACCGCGCAAUUGUAUAGGUAGUCGUCUUGGACUGAUGCAAACCAUGGCCGGAGUAGCAGCGAUACUGUCCAAGUUUACCGUGAAGCCUGCUCCGGAGUCCAGGCGAAUACCAAUUAUAGAUCCUAUGUCUGAAAUAGCACAGGGUAUUGUUGGAGGUCUACCGCUAAUGUUCUACGUAAGAAAUGAAAAGAAAUAAGG
This is a messenger RNA of Achroia grisella, 1593 nucleotides long. Its product is annotated as cytochrome P450 6B6-like. The coding region runs from base 59 to 1591 and encodes 510 amino acids. Lineage: Eukaryota; Metazoa; Arthropoda; Insecta; Lepidoptera; Pyralidae. The transcript is spliced from 2 exons. Gene Ontology annotation, molecular function: heme binding; monooxygenase activity; oxidoreductase activity, acting on paired donors, with incorporation or reduction of molecular oxygen. The record is from RefSeq and is a predicted model, not a curated record.